This is a messenger RNA of Panicum virgatum (switchgrass), 1866 nucleotides long. RefSeq lists its product as uncharacterized. The coding region runs from base 302 to 1324 and encodes 340 amino acids. Lineage: Eukaryota; Viridiplantae; Streptophyta; Magnoliopsida; Poales; Poaceae. The record is from RefSeq and is a predicted model, not a curated record. The transcript has 3 exons.
GAGCUCGUGGCUCGUGCUCGUCUUCUCAAGAGAAGAGUUCCUCUGACUUUUUCUUGCUUGCUUCCUUCCAUUUUGGCAGGCAGGCAGUCGGCAGAGGCUCACAAGAAAAGAAAAGGCAGACUAGACUCGCCUUUCCUCCUCCCUCCCUCCACCGACCGCCCCGCAGCAAAGCAAAGCAAAGCAACCUUCCCUUCCCUUCCCCACCGGCGAUCAUUUCCCCGGAUUCCUGCCGAACUCGUUCGAGAUCUGCCCAUCGAAUCCACCCCUCUCCCCACCCGCGAUUUGGGAGCCUCUGCCUGCCAUGGGCAUCUCUCACCCUCUCUCCGACGAGUACGACGCCCUCCGCGCCGCCGUCCUCUCGCCGGAGAAGACGCCCCCCUCGUCCCCGCCGCCGCCACCCCAUCACCACUGCCUGGAGCACGAGGUUUCCAGGAUGGACACGCUCGCCGGCAUCGCCAUCAAGUACGGCGUCGAGAUAUCGGACAUUAAGAGGGCAAAUGGUCUGGUCACUGACAGCCAGAUGUUUGCACACAAAACACUGCUCAUACCUCUACCAGGAAGGCCCAUGCCAGCUGUUGUAAGAUUGAGCGGUUCUGGUCAAAGAAUGAAAAGAGCAUGGGCUCCAAACUAUCAGCAAAACAGAGACACCAUUGAUUCACUAGAUUCAUCGAAUUGUGGUCAGAAGGGGGCGUCACCUGCAAUGAGUACCUUGCAGAGAUACUAUGGCCUAUCAUCUCAGAAAGGAAGCGCCAUGGAUUGCAGCACUGAAAUGUCUGUGUACCACAAGGGUGGCUUCCAGAGUAAUCUAAGUGAAACAUUGCUGAGUUCUUCUGCAGCUCCAGGCACAAAGGGUACAGAUGGAAGCUGGGAGUAUGAAGAGCCAGUUAACAGGCUUUCAUCAGCGAACGGUGCCAAUGGGAACAAGAGCAACGGAGUACCCAAACCCAAGCAAGAUGCUUCUAUGCGUCGUCGGCAGAAAGCGGAAGCAGAAUCUAACAGAACCGAUAUCCAGGAUGAUUUUCUAGCGGACCCAAUUAAGGCAAUCAAGAGUUUGUUGCCACGGCCAAUUUCUAGUAUCCGUCUAAACAUGGAUACAGGCAGCCCAGAUUCAAGCCAGAAGAGCAGCAUUUCGUUUCUUAAUCUUAAUGGGUUCAAAUCUGUGAGGAAGUCGCCAAGCGCACCCAGCUUUGCAGAUGCAGAAAAUGGGGUGUCUAUGUGGUCUAGCUCGAAAUGGACCUUCAACCAUGAGUCCUUCACCCGGCCGUUACUCGAUGGCCUGCCAAAACCGGUGUCUGGUCGGAGGAUGAAAACUGCCUUGGACUGAACGACUUAAGGUCAGCAUUGCGGAUUUUUCUGGCAUGGUUACUAUACUAGAGUGGAACAACAACUUUUAUGAACCGUGCAGAGACUAGUGGAUAGUGGCAAUUGGAAGAGUAGGUGAGUUGGUAGAGCAUGCGUGUCUUCCGUGCCAGUGGUCUGUGCUCGUUUUCGAAGGAUGGUCAGCGCAGAUUACGAUAUGGUGUAUCUUGUAUUAAGGGAUCGGAGUUGCCCUGUGUUCCUUGCUGCUGUUUAGCUGUGGUAUAUCUUUGCCUCUCUGUUGGGUACAAGUGUCCAGGGCAUUACCGGAUCAUCUAUCAGUGCCAUGGAAGGGAUGGCUCUAGUAUGUAUUUGAUCCAUCCAUCAUGUUCUUGUAUGUACCUUGGUCUGAAGCUUUGGUAGCACAUACAGAUUGAUUGUACGAAAGAGUGCGGAAACCUGCGCAGCGUGUAUGAUGCUGAUGCUGUGUUGGUGGAAUCAAUAGAUAGAUAGAUACGGAGUAGAUUGGUGAUUCUGUUUUCAGUAAUAUGUGUGUUGUUUCAGUUAGUA